AUGACAACAAAUGGCCUCCCCAUCCGCGUCCUCCCAACCCUCGACCCCUCCGAGGGGCCAACACACCCCUUCAGCACCCCCAGCAAGAAAAUCCACGAAUCCAACGACGUCUCCUCCUUCCUAACCAGCAAAGCCUACGUCGACAUAAUGACCUUCCUCCUCCAACUAAACCGCUCCAUAUUCCCGCUCAAAAACCCCGACGGAAGCGUGCAAACUUGGACCCUGAACUCGGAGGCCGUCGAGUUCUCGGCCCCCGUGAGGCAAUUGCAGCAGUUGCUGGCGAAGCUUGAGGGGAUACUCGAGGAGGCGCCGCCGGAUCAGGGGCCGAGGAGGUUUGGGAAUGUGGCGUUUCGGAGAUGGUUCCAAAUUGUGGAGGGGAGAGCGGAUGAGUUGUUGGAGGGGUGCCUUGCGCCGGAGGUGUUAGAGCUGAGAAAGGGUAGGGAUGGGGUGACGGCGAAGGAGGAGUUGAAGGGGUACUUUUUGGGGAGUUGGGGGAGUGCGCAGAGGUUGGAUUAUGGGACGGGGCAUGAGUUGAGCUUUUUGGCGUUUUUGGGGGGUAUUUGGAAGUUGAAUGGGUUUCCGCAGACUACUCCUGGGGUUGAAGAGAGGGCUAUUGUUUUGGGAAUUGUGCAGCCGUACCUCGAGCUCACCCGAACUAUCAUCAAACGAUACACCCUAGAACCGGCAGGGUCACAUGGAGUCUGGGGUCUAGACGACCACUCAUUCAUCCCAUACAUCUUCGGGGCAGCUCAAUUUGCUCCUGCAGUGGCAGAAUCCGAGCCAUUUCCCGAAGAAGGCUCACUACCAGAUGCACCAGACCCAGGAGGCGUUGCUAAAGCCAACAUCGUCGAGAGGGAGCGGAAAACGAACAUGUAUUUCUCCGCAGUCGGUUUCAUCUACGAUGUCAAACGCGGGCCAUUCUGGGAACAUAGUCCGAUGCUUUAUGAUAUCUCUGGGAUUCGGACGGGGUGGGCGAAGAUUAACAAGGGCAUGAUCAAAAUGUACAACGCAGAAGUCCUCUCCAAAUUCCCCGUCGUCCAGCACUUCCCCUUUGGCUCGCUAUUCAGCUUCGAUCGCGAUCCAAACGCCAUCGUCCCUCAAACUCAACCUCAGUCACAACCAUCAACCACCAGACCAGCACCUCCAUCAGCAGGACCAGGACCAGGGUCAGGAACCAAAGCCCCAUGGGCCACUGGAACCUCAACAGGUGCAGCGUCAGCCAGAGUACCCCCUUCUGCCUCUUCCUCGCUCCCAGAUACGUCGAGGUUACCACCGGGGCCGAUGGCUCCGACUAGGGCUCCGUGGGCGAAGCCUGCUGCUGGAGCUGGUGGUGAGUCUGGGGAUUUGGGACAGACAAAAUCUCCUUGGGCGAAAUGA
Aspergillus glaucus CBS 516.65 is the source of this 1377-nucleotide messenger RNA. RefSeq lists its product as uncharacterized. The transcript is spliced from 3 exons. Gene Ontology annotation, biological process: mitotic spindle organization. The record is from RefSeq and is a predicted model, not a curated record. The coding region runs from base 1 to 1377 and encodes 458 amino acids. Gene Ontology annotation, cellular component: protein phosphatase type 2A complex; cytoplasm; nucleus. NCBI's taxonomy places the organism in Eukaryota, Fungi, Ascomycota, Eurotiomycetes, Eurotiales, Aspergillaceae. Gene Ontology annotation, molecular function: peptidyl-prolyl cis-trans isomerase activity; protein tyrosine phosphatase activator activity.